AUGAUGAAAAGUAAAUUCUAUAAAAGAUGUCUAAGUAGCUAAAAUGAAGAUAAUUCUAAAGAGUAAGGAAUCUUCAAGCAUCCUCACUUUAAUCUUACUCCUAUCAAAUAAAGAGUCAAUCUAUUUGGAAUAGAUGCCUAUGAUAACAUUACUUCCUAACUUUAAUCUCCCAGAUAAAUUAAAAAUAUUAGUUAUCCUCUUAAGAUUUUUAAAUAAAACGUUUAUUAGGAAGAAAUUCCAUUUAAUAAUAUUGUUUAAGGUUAUUUUUUACCAACUCCUAGAAAAACUUCAUUAUAAAUUAAUAAAAUUAGCACUGAACCUACUACUUUUAAUAAUAGUCCAAUUAAAAAAUAAGGUAAAAAUCGUAUCUCUUUAAAAAACAAUUAUAAUAUGCAAGAAUAUGAUCUAGAUAAAUAAUUAAAUAUCCCAUAGAAAAUUAGAUUAUAUUUUAGUUUUCAAAAAUUGCAGAAAAGAUUCUUUAAAUUAUAAGAACUACUCUCCUUUAUCAGUAUUAAAUCUAUUUUUUAAUAUUUGAAUGACUAAAAUUCAAAAAUCAUUGAUUAAAUUGCAGUAAUUAUUUUACUUUAACUAAUUAGGAAUUUGAUGUAUAAUUUAAGUAAUACAUAUUGACUGAGUUUCUUUUUAUUAUCUUGUACUUUUUAAUGAAAUAUAAUUUAAUCAAAAGAGAUGAAUUAAUUAGAUUAGAAAAACUCAUCCUGUAUUAACAUUAAUAAAAUGCAUGUAAUGUCAUUCAUAAUCUUUAAAUCCAUAUUCCAGGAUUCAAAACUUAUAUGCAUUAUUUCUUUUAAGUUCAAUAAGCAAAUCCAUCAAUUCCUAAGCAAAUAGAUUAACUGAAUAAAUAUAUUGAUAAAAUGAUUGAUGAUUUAAUUAGGUACAUGGUAAUUCAUUUAUGAAGAACUAUUGUUAAUAUUUAAUUGCAACAAUAAAUUAGAGAAUUUUUGUUUAUGAAAAUUGAACAAAAAACAAGCCAUUUUAUUGAUAAAUUGAAAAAAAUAAUAGAAUCAAUUUAAGAAUUUCUCUAUUAUCUACCUAAAAAUGAAAAUGAAUAUACAUUAAUUUUGGAUUUAGAAGAAACAUUAAUUCAUAUAGAUAAUAAUGGUUAAAUAAAAAAGAGGCCAUUUCUCUAACAGUUUCUUGAAGAACUCAGUCGAUAUUAUGAAAUUGUUGUUUUUGGACAUCUUCAAUAAAUGGAAAUGGACAAGUAUUUAUUUUUGUUUAUUUUAGAAUUAUUUAAUAAUUAGAUUGCAAUUCAACUAUUAAGCACAAGCUUAAUAGAAAUCAUUUAAUGAAAUAUUAGAAAGUAUUAGUUAAAGAUUUGACAUUGGUUGGAAGACCUACUAAUAAGUAUAUAGUAGUUGAUAAUGAUCCUUUUAAUUUUCUUUUAAGUCCCCAAAAUGGAAUUUAAAUAAAAUCAUGGUAUGGUGAAUAAGGAGAUCAUGCAUUAUAAGAUUUAUAGCCUUUUUUAGAAGAUUUAAGAUUAUACAAAGAUGUUAGAAUUGGAUUAAAAUAAGUCAAAACUUAUUCUCAAUAUUUUUUUGUGCCUUAAUGA
Molecule: messenger RNA, 1570 nt
Organism: Paramecium sonneborni
Lineage: Eukaryota; Ciliophora; Oligohymenophorea; Peniculida; Parameciidae
Source: the annotation of a GenBank genome assembly